CUCAAAUUAAUUACAGACAUGGAGAAGGACAUCAGUACUCGGGCAAAUUGUGGGAUAUUUGUCUUGGUAAUCGCGCUUUUCGCUGCGUUUUGGGCCCCCGGGAAGGCACAGGUUAGCCAGUCGUGCCUGAACAACCUUGGCCCGUGUCUGAACUACCUCAACUGGACGAACCCGCCUGACAUCUGCUGCGAAGCCCUCAAGGAGCUGAUAAAGAUGGAUUCCGAGUGCUUGUGCGGUAUGAUAAGCAACCAGGGUGCGAUGCAAGCCCAGUUCAUGGGCAUCAACGUGACCCAGGCUCAGGAACUGCCGGGAAGGUGCGGCCAACGUGUUAACCCGCUCGCUUGCCUCACAACAAGUUCUCCUAGCUCGAGAAACUCGAAUCAGCAGGAAUCAUCUGGAGUCGACAUUCGGUACCCACCUCUGAUCAAAGUGAUGAUGGCUGUUGCCCUCUCGACGACUAUUUGGAUAUUCUGCUUCUCGUCCAAGCUAGCAUGCUGAGAGUGCGUCCUGCUUCUCAUCCUUGCUACUCGCAAGGCACGCCUUAAUAAUCCACAUCAAAUGUCUGGUCAGCAAUUAACAGGGGGCAUAUGAGGAGAGUUGAGGAGCGACAUGAGAAGAGUUGAAGGGUGUUUUGGGGAGAUGCAAGCUAACCGGGAAGCUCCCAAUAUCUAAUGUCCCAUUUGGUAUGCGGGAAUGGAAUGGAAUGAAAUGUAUUUCUUUUAUAAAAUGAUAUGUAAUGGAUAUUGAAAGAAAAAGUAGUAAUUUUUUACAUAACAACAAUGGAAUAUAAUUAUAAU
This is a messenger RNA of Punica granatum (pomegranate), 797 nucleotides long. The record is from RefSeq and is a predicted model, not a curated record. NCBI's taxonomy places the organism in Eukaryota, Viridiplantae, Streptophyta, Magnoliopsida, Myrtales, Lythraceae.